AAGUUGAACAAAACAUUGGAGUGACAAGCGAAUUUGUGCUAAACAUUUAGACAGUGGUUUUUGUUUCGAAUUUUCUUAGUUUCCUGAUUUGCAUAAAAUGCGAAUCGAAGUUUUCUCCACUUUCCUUAUUUUUGAAGCGGUGGUCAGUCUCAAACACAAUGAUUUAAUUAUUGCUGUUGGCGAUACACUUGAGCUUCUCAGUGAUGGCAAAACAUUUGAAACACUGAAUUUAGAUUCUUACAACGCGUCGAAGUUGUCGGCCCUCGCGUACGAUCCUGCGACCAAAAAACUGUUUUUCUCCGACACUCGCCAUCGUCACGGCCACAUAUUCAGCGUUGAUCUCAACGACGAAUUUUAUCAUCCUGUUGUCGACAUUGUUGAAAAAAAGGAUAACGAAACUGUUGGCAGUUUGACGUACGACCCUGUUGAUAAAACGCUUUUAUGGAUGGAUGGAUCUAAUCGAUCCAUACGUCGCGUAAAGAUCGACCAUGAAACAUUCCAUACGGAAGAGAAGGGAGAUGUUGAAAUUCUGCAUUCGUUUGACAAUUCAAACAAACCAAGCGGAUUAAUUUGUGAUCCCUGUACAAGAAUAUUGUACUGGACAAAUGUACACCAAUCUCGUCCCACUAUAGAACGGUCCUUUAUCAAUGGAAGUCAUCCAAACGUUCUCAUUCAGAACGAUCUGUUCCAGCCGAUGACGUUGGAUCUCGACGUGCCGGAACAGAAACUCUAUUGGGCUCAAAGUCUUCGUAACGGUUCUUUCUACAUCGAAAGAAGCUUUGUGAACGGAACGGGAAGAGAAGAAAUUUACCGUGAUGUUGGCCAAAUUAUCAUCAGUCUCGCCGUGGGUGGUGACUACGUGUAUUGGGGAGACUACACUCAAAAGAAGCUGUGGUCCCUUAGAAAAGAUGGAUCUUCUAGCAGUCCGGUAACUCUUGGAACAUUUCGCAAUCCACCGACGAGUAUUGUAUUGCGACAUCAACCAUUGGAUUGCAGUCUGCUGAAACUCGCUCAAACUGAGCAAUUCAUCGCACAUGAAUCAGAAACUAUAACCAUCGUUUGUUUGACUAUUACUAGCCUCAUCAUAAUAGCUGUUGUUGCUAUUUUUGUAUUUAGAAGUUGGACGUUUAGAAGUGGUAGGACAUUGUUGAUCUCUGACAAAGAUGACGAUGCUUUCCCUUUUCAAGAUUUUGAGAACGGCAGAGACUGCAGAAAAAUGACGCAACAAGUGUAACAUAUUGGCGCAUUUUGCUGCUUUCAUUUUUCUUUCUCCUUGUUGAGAACUGCCAUGACCGAAAAAUUCGUUGUUUUAAAGCCAAACGCAACCCGUUUGUUUUACAUAAAAGUGUAUGCAUAAAAAAAGACUUUUGUUG
Messenger RNA from Daphnia carinata, 1373 nucleotides. Its product is annotated as protein cueball-like. The record is from RefSeq and is a predicted model, not a curated record. Bases 98 to 1234 code for a protein of 378 amino acids. Lineage: Eukaryota; Metazoa; Arthropoda; Branchiopoda; Diplostraca; Daphniidae. The transcript has 5 exons.